AUGUGUCCAAUUAUGUUACAGUUAGUAAAUGACGGCCAUGCUAAAUGUGUAGAUUCUUACGGAGAUCAGAAGUUAUUGAGAUUUGGUGCCUGUCAUCAUAAGGGUUAUAAUCAGUUUUGGCAACUGACAAAUAAAGGUCAAAUUCGGCAGUCAGCUAAGACGUUUUUAUGUGUCAAUGUCGAUAAACCGAGGGUAGCUAUUAGAUGUACGGGUAACCCGGAAUGGGUGUACCAAGAGGAUCGAACAUUAAUGAACCCUUCUACUGGUUUGUGCCUGCAGCCCAGUUUGAAGAAAAACAACGAUCAUUUUAUUAUGGCGGAAUGUCGGGGCACACAAUGGCAAAAAUGGCGAUUUCAUCUCAAAGAACUUCCAGACUUCGUGAAGUAAUUAUAGUGCAGGAAUAUUACAUAUCAUUCUCUAAUAACCAAGAAUACCCCAUGCCCAAAAUCAUUCAUUCAUUAACGUCAAAUUGCUCAUUGCUCGACGAGAUACACAGGUGUCGCUUUCGAGGCAGGAACACCUGAUGCCAUUCUUUCAACUGGGUUAAUCAACUCAGAGAUGGGACAUUAAAGGAACGUCAUCAACACAGUGUGCUUCCGCAUAGAUCGUAAAAAGAUUCUCAAUUUGAAGCAAAAUGUUAAUUUUUAAAAAAAUGCUUAAUUUUAUUAGUCCGUAGACGAGAGCAGUGUAUUUUAUUUACAGGGAAAAUAAAUAGUAAUUGAUAUAGUAUUAGUCGGACCUACGUUGUGUUGAUUACUACUUAAACUACCUCUAAUAACGUUAUGCUUUGAAUCCCUCUGGAUCUGCACAAAUAACUGUGCUCGACUAAGAAUAUAAUAAAUAUUAAAUAUAUUAUAAAUGUAGGUAGCUUAAUAAACGUUAUUACUUA
Lottia gigantea (owl limpet) is the source of this 889-nucleotide messenger RNA. RefSeq lists its product as hypothetical. NCBI's taxonomy places the organism in Eukaryota, Metazoa, Mollusca, Gastropoda, Lottiidae. The transcript is spliced from 3 exons. The record is from RefSeq and is a predicted model, not a curated record. The coding region runs from base 1 to 387 and encodes 128 amino acids.